Molecule: messenger RNA, 864 nt
Organism: Cyanidioschyzon merolae strain 10D
Lineage: Eukaryota; Rhodophyta; Bangiophyceae; Cyanidiales; Cyanidiaceae
Exons: 1
Coding region: 1-864 (287 amino acids)
Source: RefSeq, a predicted model, not a curated record
AUGAAAGCGAUGCGACAAUCCACGGGCCAGGGCAGCAGAUGGCAACUCAGACAAGGGCGCUUUGAAAUGAUGACGAAAUUCAGAAUUUAUAAUUGUUCAAGGCACUACAAUGAACGUCCUUGUACACUUCCAUCAGAUAUACUGUCCAUUAGCACUCCCACGUCACUCCGCGGACUCUGUCCUCUGUCCGCUCACAUAGAGAUGACCAGCCACCACGUCCAUCGCAAAGCUCCUUCAGUAGUAUCCCUGCGCGUAGUACUGCUGCUGAUACUGCUUCUUGUAUUCCUGCUGAUAUUUCUUGCAGACGAGCACCUUUUGGUACUGUUUGCACACUUGCUGAUAGUUCGCGCACUUCUGCCCGUACUGCUGACAAGCCUGUUCAUACUGAAGACACUUGCCUUGUCCAUAUUGGACGCAUUGGUUCUCGUACUGCACGCACUCCUGAAUCUUCUGGUACUGUGUUCCAUAUUGCGCACAUUUGUUUUUGUUCUCCUGAUACUGGACGCAGUACUGCUGCUUCUGACACACCUGCUUCACCGGCACUUCCUGCUUGUACCAGCGACGAUACCAGUACUGCUGCUGAACCACCUGCUCCUGCUGCUUGCACUGCUCCUUGUAUGCAAACUGGAUGCAUUCCUUCUCGUAUUGGACACAGACCUUCACUGGCUUCUCCACAGUCUGAUAGUUCUUGCACUGCUGCUGCUGCUGCACGCAAAUCUGCUCGUACUGCUUGCACUUCUGAUAUGGCUGAAGGCAUACAUUCUCAUACUGCUGGCAUUGGUUCACAUAUUGCGCACACACCUGCUCUACCUGGCACUGCUGCUUGUAUUCAUAUGCCUGAGCAAGCGAUGCAAACGCUGCUAG